Pygocentrus nattereri (red-bellied piranha) is the source of this 2282-nucleotide messenger RNA. RefSeq names its product solute carrier family 25 member 6 (gene slc25a6). Gene Ontology annotation, molecular function: ATP:ADP antiporter activity. The coding region runs from base 142 to 1038 and encodes 298 amino acids. The record is from RefSeq and is a predicted model, not a curated record. NCBI's taxonomy places the organism in Eukaryota, Metazoa, Chordata, Actinopteri, Characiformes, Serrasalmidae. Gene Ontology annotation, biological process: mitochondrial ADP transmembrane transport; mitochondrial ATP transmembrane transport. The transcript is spliced from 4 exons. Gene Ontology annotation, cellular component: mitochondrial inner membrane.
GCGAGAUUUCACUGUCCGUCCUGCUCGCUGCGAGUCUGCGCACCACAUCCUGCUCUCUGCUCCAGCUAACCAUCACCUCUGCCUCUCCUGCCAUCCGAGCCAGCCGUUUCGCAGCUUUCAGCCAGCUUAAGACCAGGUGCCAUGGCCGACGCCGCGAUUUCUUUCGCUAAAGACUUCUUAGCCGGCGGAGUGGCGGCUGCCAUCUCUAAAACCGCAGUAGCUCCCAUCGAGAGGGUGAAGCUGCUGCUGCAGGUGCAGCAUGCAAGCAAGCAAAUUAGUGCAGACAAACAGUACAAAGGCAUUGUCGACUGUGUCGUGAGGAUUCCCAAAGAGCAAGGCUUUGCCUCCUUCUGGCGCGGUAAUCUGGCCAACGUCAUCCGCUACUUCCCCACACAAGCUCUCAACUUUGCGUUUAAAGACAAGUACAAGCAGAUCUUCUUGGGUGGUGUGGACAAGCACACACAGUUCUGGCGUUAUUUUGCUGGAAACCUCGCAUCCGGGGGCGCAGCAGGAGCCACUUCCCUUUGCUUUGUGUAUCCCCUCGACUUUGCCCGUACCCGGCUGGCUGCUGAUGUGGGCAAAGCUGCCUCCUCCAGAGAAUUCAACGGACUGGGAGAUUGCCUGACAAAGAUUUUCAAGUCUGAUGGACUGCGAGGCCUGUACCAGGGCUUUAACGUGUCUGUGCAGGGCAUCAUCAUCUACAGGGCGGCUUACUUUGGCGUCUAUGACACCGCUAAAGGCAUGCUUCCUGACCCAAAGAACACCCACAUUGUGGUCAGCUGGAUGAUUGCACAGAGUGUGACGGCAGUGGCUGGUGUUGUCUCUUACCCCUUCGACACAGUGAGGCGUCGCAUGAUGAUGCAGUCUGGACGUAAAGGAGCGGAUAUUAUGUACACUGGGACCCUUGACUGCUGGAGAAAGAUUGCACGUGACGAGGGUACCAAAGCGUUCUUCAAAGGGGCUUGGUCCAACGUUCUCAGAGGCAUGGGAGGUGCAUUUGUGCUUGUGCUAUAUGAUGAAUUUAAGAAAUUUGUUUAAUUACACCAACUGUUGAGAAUAAACAAAAAAACUAGUAGAAUAGAUCUUAUUAAUGAAGUUUGUCAAGCUUUCCCCAGCUUUCUCUGUUCUCUCAGCAAUGUAUAGAUGAGUUCUAUUAUGAGUUAUCUAGAAAUAGAGGCCCACAUCAUAUUCUUCACCCUAUGCGGUAUUUAUUUAAAUACUAUGUGAAUGUGUUGCUAGUUGUAUGUUUUAAUACACAAACUGUACUUUUAUUUUUCUCUCAUCUAUAGUUGAGAAUGUUUUGCCUUCUUGUGAAUGCACAUGCGUCACCUCGAAACAGAAAAACUUAUGAUCAUAUGAUAGCUUUUGUCCAUAUUUGCCCAUGUACCGGGCUGUAAUGUAAAAGUUAACACAUAUACCAAUAAUAAUGUGAAUCUUUAUCAGUCCCAUAAGCAACCAUUUCUGAGUGUCUUAGGCUUGACAUUCAAAAAACAGGGAACAAAGGAAUGAGUAAAGUAAACUGCCUCUAAAUCAACCACCAUGUGCAAUAGCAUUUUGUCUCCUCAAGAUGGCACGAUUACAUCUUUUUUUACGUCUUUUUGUUUUUGAUUGUGUAAUAUAUUGUCACAAGAUAUGUCUGUUUUUCCAGCACUGCUUACCCACAAUCUUCAAUAACAAGGGUAUAAAAUAUCAAAACAAAAAGCUCAAACAGAAUGGAAAUCAGGUCAUGGAGUUUUUCCUUUCUUUUCACUCCAAGGUACAGAGUUAGUAUUAUGUUAAAUCAGACAUGAUGCUUUAAUGCACAUCAGAUUUACCCUUUAUCUCUCUUGCCGUACAUUAGAAGAGAGAUCAGCGCAGUAAAUGGCUCCAGCACAGAGGCCAUAGAGUCUUCACAUUCAGAGCCUGGGUGACAUGAAAAGUAGCCCCUAUUUCCAUUAUUUCUCUCUGUGGAACGCCGCCAAAGUAUUUUCCUUCUCCAAUAAUGAGGGGAGUCAUGUUUUCAUGGUGAUUUUCUUGUCGGUCUCAGUCUUCGUUGUGCCAGGUUGAUCUUGAUUAAGUAGAUGCUGUUAACAUAAAUGUGAAAGUGAAGGAAACAAAGAAAAGGCCGUUUUAAGUUGAUGUAAGACAUUUACAAUGUGAAGUCAUCCAGCAUGUAAAACAUAUUGUAAUCCGAUGAUACAGCAUACAUUUGAGAGGCCAUAUUUACAGAGAUGUCUUUAUUCUUGACUGAACAAAAGGAAUGCUUGUAAACUCAAUAAAAGUGAAUACCUCGGAUACUUUUA